AUGGCUGGAUCUAAAUGCGUCAGAUAUGGAAGGGACGUGGAAGACUUCCUGGCCGACCUGCCUCCUUCCACAAACAGAUACACCUACGAAGGGAAAGAACGAUUCGAGGAAAUUGCAAACAUUGAAUAUCACCGCCUAGAACGCUCGUUACGCCAUCUCCAGUCUGAACCAUUUGAUGACUCUCUUGACAUAUCAGAAUACUUUGUUAUCAUCAUCGAUCCGCCCUCGUUUCGGAGAGACUUUUCCCUCAAGCUAAACGUUGGUGUUCGUCAGUUCUAUAACCCGGCCCUACAUAUUCUGAUCCUCAGAAUGGUUCUGCCCGAACAUUCUCAGGUUGCCGGGAUAUUUCACGAUACAGUAAUGGACGCUUUGCGACCCAUGGGGCUCGAUAAAGAAGCAAUUCACAGAUAUGGAGGGACGAGCAUCGGCGUCGGCGGCGGAAUCACAAAACAGCCGCAUUGGGGCUGGGGCCCCAGGUGGUCACCUGGUGUCGCGAAAAGGCUCUCGGUAGUCGUUGAGGUUGGCCUUUCAGCCGAAACGAAGCUGCGCAGCGACGCAAGAAUGUGGGUGGAUCCCACCAGCGGCGAAGCGAACAUGGCCAUCACCAUCAAAGUCAACCGCCAGAAUCCCAUAAUCAAAAUCGAGACGUGGGAAUGGGAUUCCAAUGCCCGGUGCCCCUAUACCAGGCAAUCCUGUGUGAUAGAGAAGACUGGCGAUGAUAUUACAGUCUCUAAACACCCUCUAACGAUACCCUUCCACUACGUUUUCCGACGAACCCCUAAAAAUCCUGAAGAGACUGAUAUCAGACUGCAAAAGCAGGACCUUGUAGUAAUUGGAACUGGGGCCUGGGCGAUGCAAGAGCUGUGA
This is a messenger RNA of Penicillium mononematosum, 867 nucleotides long. RefSeq lists its product as uncharacterized. The record is from RefSeq and is a predicted model, not a curated record. The coding region runs from base 1 to 867 and encodes 288 amino acids. Lineage: Eukaryota; Fungi; Ascomycota; Eurotiomycetes; Eurotiales; Aspergillaceae. The transcript has a single exon.